AUGGCUGUGAGAGAUAUAGAAGAAGGAGUAGUUGAUUCAAAUUCUACUAUUCCUUUGAAACAACACUUUGUGUUUGUACAUGGCAUAAGUGGAGGAAGUUGGUGUUGGUAUAAAAUUUGUUGUCUUAUGGAGAAUUCUGGGUACAAAGUUUCAUGCAUAGACCUUAAAAGUUGUGGAAUUGAUCAAUCUCAUGCUGAUUCUAUUCUUACUUUUGAUGAUUAUAAUAAACCUCUUAUUGAUUUCAUAUCUGAUUUACCAGAUAAUGAAAAGGUUAUAUUGGUGGGGCAUAGUGCAGGAGGAUUGAGUAUUACUGAUGCAUGUCACAAAUUUCCAAAUAAAAUUCGUUUAGCAGUGUAUGUGGCAGCAACUAUGCUGAAAUUUGGAUACUCAACCGAUCAAGAUCUUAAAGAUGGAGUACCAGAUUUAUCGGAGUUUGGUGAUGUCUAUGAAUUGGGGUUUGGAUUGGGACAGGACAAGCCUCCCACAAGUGCUUUGAUAAGGAAACAGCUUCAACGCAAAAUCUUAUAUCCUCUAACUCCUCAUGAGGAUUCAACCCUAGCUGCGAUGCUGUUGAGGCCAGGGCCAUUGUUGGCAUUAAUGAGUGCGAAAUUCGGAGAAAAUGUAGAAGUGGAGAAAGUGGGACGUGUGUACAUAAGGACAAAGCAAGACAAUGUGAUUAAACCAAAGCAACAGGAAGUUAUGAUAAAUAGGUGGCCACCAAGUAGUGUGUAUGAACUGGAUAGUGACCAUAGUCCCUUCUUCUCUGCCCCAUUUUUACUAUUCGGUUUGCUUAUUAAAGUUGCAGCUUUUGACGUUGGAUGCAACUAA
This is a messenger RNA of Vicia faba (fava bean), 828 nucleotides long. NCBI's taxonomy places the organism in Eukaryota, Viridiplantae, Streptophyta, Magnoliopsida, Fabales, Fabaceae. The record is from the annotation of a GenBank genome assembly.